This is a messenger RNA of Ochotona princeps (American pika), 945 nucleotides long. RefSeq names its product olfactory receptor 51G2-like. Gene Ontology annotation, cellular component: membrane. Gene Ontology annotation, molecular function: G protein-coupled receptor activity; olfactory receptor activity. The record is from RefSeq and is a predicted model, not a curated record. Bases 1 to 945 code for a protein of 314 amino acids. Gene Ontology annotation, biological process: G protein-coupled receptor signaling pathway. The transcript has a single exon. NCBI's taxonomy places the organism in Eukaryota, Metazoa, Chordata, Mammalia, Lagomorpha, Ochotonidae.
AUGCUUUCCUGCAACACCACCACUUCUGGUCACCCCACCUUCCUCCUUACUGGCUUUCCAGGCCUGGAAGCGUCUCAACAUUGGGUUUCCAUCCCCAUCAACCUCAUCUGCAUUGUUUCCAUCUUGGGUAACAGCAUCAUUCUCUUCCUGAUCCGCACAGAUCCAGCCUUGCACGAACCCAUGUUCAUCUUUCUGUCUAUGCUGGCAGCCUCUGAUCUGGGCCUCUGUGCCUCCACCUUCCCCACCAUGGUGCGGCUCUUCUGGCUGGGAGCCCGUGAACUGCCCUUCGAUCUCUGUACUGCACAGAUGUUUUUCAUCCAUGCCUUCACCUAUGUGGAAUCAGGUGUGCUGCUGGCUAUGGCCUUGGACCGCUUCGUUGCUAUCCGGAAUCCUCUUCAGUACGCCACAGUACUCACCCACUCAGCCAUGGCCCGAAUGGGGGCUGCUAUUUUGGUAAGGGCUGUUCUGCUCAACCUCCCAGCACCCAUCCUGUUGCGGCGUCUCUUCUUCCCUCAGAUCAGUGUGCUCUCUCACUGCUACUGCCUGCACUGUGACCUUGUGGGACUGGCCUGCUCAGACACCCACAUCAACAGCUUGGUGGGUCUGGUCUCCAUCCUCUUCUCACUGUGCCUCGACUCCUCCCUCAUCAUGCUCUCAUAUGCUCUGAUACUGCGGACUGUGCUGGGCAUUGCAUCACCCGGGGAACAGCUUAAGGCACUCAACACAUGUGUCUCACACCUCUGCAUUGUUCUCAUCUUUUAUUUGCCCAAAAUGGGGCUGUCGGUGUUGCACCGAGUAGAGAAACACAGCUACCCUGCCUUGGCAGUGCUCAUGGCCAACUUGCAUUUCUUGGUCCCGCCCUUCAUGAACCCCAUUGUGUAUUGCAUUAAGUCUAAGCAGAUCCGCCAGGGCCUUCUAAGGCGAUUCCUGCAGCAAAAGGGUUGA